AGUACAAAAAUGAAGCAAAGCUUUUAAAAGAAUUUAAAAAUUAUGUGAAAAGAAGAAAAAAGAAACCUCAAGAUAAAAAUAUUAUAUCCGAUAUACGAAAAUCAAUCGAUAAUAGAUUAGAUAAACUUAAAUCUCUUGAAUAUGUACCCAAAUCUCCAGAAUACCAUCCAGUUUCACCAUCUGCUCAGUUGAAUACCGA
Messenger RNA from Racocetra fulgida, 199 nucleotides. The record is from the annotation of a GenBank genome assembly. Lineage: Eukaryota; Fungi; Glomeromycota; Glomeromycetes; Diversisporales; Gigasporaceae.